AUGAUGUUUUUGCGAUAUAUAAUCUUCUUCGUUCCGUUGGUGAAUGCAUGGACAUUCCGCUGGACGAACGAAACCAAUGAGACUGAAAUUAUCCGAGGCUCUGAGGAAAGAAAUUGUACAGUUGCCAAUAUCUUCGAGGAAGGGCUGUUCACUUGGGAUCCUGAAGGGAGCAAACAAUGCGUUUCGAUUUACCGCGACACAAAAUGUGAUUCCAUGGGCGGAUAUUCAUGCACUGCAUGGAGGAAGAAUGCCAGUCGAACAUUCAUGGCUUUCGAUAUCAUGCCUGAGAACCUAAUCAUCUCCAAAUCUCAGAGCUCUACAGCCGCAUCAACCUCGACAGCUUCAUCUGAGUCUACAUCCAUAUCCACAUCCGCACCCGCAUCCACGACAUCGUCUCCCACUUCUGCCUCGGCCACACCAACAAGCUCACCAUCUAGCCCGGCAGGUAACACAGAUACCAGCCCCUCGUCAACCGGUCUGUCUGGAGGAGCAAUCGCCGGCGUGGUGAUUGGUGUGGUUGCCGCCGUUGCCAUCAUCAUCGGUCUAGUUAUCUUUUUCAUGAAAAGACAGAAGAAAUCAUCAACACCUGGCCAGCCCGGUGGAUAUGGUCCACACGAAGCAGACGGAGGUGCAUCCUCAAUGAGCGGCACAACGGCAAACGAGCCUCUUGCCUCACUUGGCUUCCGACCUGUGCCUGGGUCACGGUUUGUGGAGCUCAAGGGCGAUGCCGGUAGUACUGAAUUGGGGAGUAGCCCAAUCAGCGAGCUUGAUGGAGGCUCUGCAGGUGUGCAGCCUCGGCCUUUCUAG
This is a messenger RNA of Penicillium salamii, 807 nucleotides long. The record is from the annotation of a GenBank genome assembly. Lineage: Eukaryota; Fungi; Ascomycota; Eurotiomycetes; Eurotiales; Aspergillaceae.